CGGAAGUCGUGACUUUGACUCAGCCUCCCUUGGUUUUGCUCAUCCAACCCACAAAACCCCGUUUGGUCCCCUCACCCGAGCAGGUACCCGUCAUCUAAAUUAAAUUAGACGCAUAUAUCCAAUUAUAAAAUAUAUCCCGAGAGAGAGAGAGAGAGAGGAAAGCUAGAGUCGCGUGGUUCUUCAUCCUUCAUUUAUACUUCACAAACAAGAAAUGUUGUACUCCCUCUUUGCCGUUCUGUUCUUGUCUGCCGUCCAAGGAGGAAAACUCUUCUACAACCGUUAUGACGAUCUGUGUUCCAGUAAAGUAGCCACCUGCACGAACGGUACCUGUUGCCUUAUUGGCCCCAAUGAAUAUGCUUGUUGUAUCUAUAAGAAUGCUGAAUGUUGUUCAGACAGGACCCAUUGCUGCCCUGAGGGUUAUGCCUGCGAUGUGAAAAAUGGUCAAUGCAUAAAGGAUGGCAUCAAGAUUUCAUGGCAAAAUGCUUCAAUAAAGAAGCACAAGCCAACCAAUGAUGUUGAAUUUACCAACAGACUGAACUUUUUCGACAGAGUUUUUAGCCAUGAAAGAACUUUGAAAAGGAAUCCAAAAUGCCACUCAAACCACACAGUUUGUCUUUUAGAGAAUGAGGAAUUUGGUUGCUGCCCUUAUCCAAAUGCCAUCUGCUGCAGUGGUGGUGAAGGUCUGUGUUGUCCAAAUGACCACACAUGUAAUGUGAAUUCCAAGAAAUGUGAGAAAAGCGCCACAAAGGUCGCCAAAGCCGAGGACCCAUUGCCUAAGCACCUUUCUGACCAAAUAUGUCCUGAUGCACAGACCUCUUGUUCAAGCAACAUGACUUGCUGUCCUUUAGCUAAUGGAGAAUACGGUUGUUGUCCAUUCUCUAACGCGGUUUGUUGUAAUGACCAUCUGCACUGCUGUCCGCAAAAUAGCAUCUGCGAUAUGAGCAGCCAAACCUGCAUCUUACAGAACGAUACUAACCGUCUCGCUAAGGGCUCUGUUUACGACAUGACUCAGUCGAGGAUGAUGUCCCGAGUGGAAGGCGGCAAUUCGGCACCAUCAUCAGAAGCAGCAGCAGCACUGCCUCUUGUGAAGGAUACCCUGUGUCCGGACAACAGUUCAUGCUCUGAAAAUGACACCUGUUGUGCCAUGAACACAGGUGUCUGGGGUUGUUGUUCCUACACAAAUGCUGUUUGCUGUGCUGAUUACAUGCACUGCUGCCCAGAAAACUUCAUUUGUGAUUUAAACCAGAAGAGAUGUGUAAAAAAAGGUUUCUUAUUUUUGAUGUCACCAUUGAAGACCGCUAAACAAGCCCAGGCUGGAGCAACAUCAUAAACAUGAAAAUCUGUCACGUUAACAUUUUACAUUUCUUCUUUCAUUCUUUCAAAUUCCUUGUCUUUUUUUUUUUUAUUCAUUUACUUUCAAUUUUAUUUUUUUGUAUCUCUUCGUUAAUUUUUAUAUAAUAGUUUGAGCAAUUAAAAAAACUGAAUGCCUUAUUGAUGUCA
Messenger RNA from Octopus sinensis (East Asian common octopus), 1500 nucleotides. RefSeq names its product progranulin. The record is from RefSeq and is a predicted model, not a curated record. Lineage: Eukaryota; Metazoa; Mollusca; Cephalopoda; Octopoda; Octopodidae. Gene Ontology annotation, cellular component: extracellular region. Bases 212 to 1330 code for a protein of 372 amino acids. The transcript is spliced from 7 exons.